This is a messenger RNA of Aphanomyces invadans, 1094 nucleotides long. Its product is annotated as dimethyladenosine transferase. The coding region runs from base 13 to 1011 and encodes 332 amino acids. Gene Ontology annotation, molecular function: rRNA (adenine-N6,N6-)-dimethyltransferase activity. Gene Ontology annotation, cellular component: mitochondrial matrix. The record is from RefSeq and is a predicted model, not a curated record. NCBI's taxonomy places the organism in Eukaryota, Oomycota, Saprolegniomycetes, Saprolegniales, Verrucalvaceae. The transcript is spliced from 6 exons. Gene Ontology annotation, biological process: rRNA methylation.
GCAGCAAUCGCAAUGCUGCUUCGAUCGUGCUUGCGAGUGCCCAGCGCCGCGAUUGCGCGCCGCCCAGCGCUGAGUGUUUGCGAUUUUGCCACUGUAUCCACUGUGCGCGUGGAGAACACGCCGUCGCUGAAGCGGUCGCUUGGUCAACAUCUUCUGGUGAACACGUCAGUGCUGCAAUCCAUCGUCGACGCGGCGGAAAUUCAAAAGUCCGACCACAUUUUAGAAGUUGGUCCUGGGACCGGCAAUCUCACGUUGCUGCUGCUUGGCAUCGCGAAACGAGUUACAUGUGUCGAGUACGAUCACCGCAUGAUCUCGCAGCUGGAAGAGCGUUUCGCGGCAGAAAUCGCGGCCGCCCGACUCAAGAUUGUCCAUGGCGAUUUCGCCAAGAUGUCCAUGAAGUCGUUGCCCAAAUUUGAUAUGUGUGUGGCCAACAUUCCGUACAACAUUUCGUCGCCAGUGGUCGGUCAGCUACUUGGCAAGUCGCCCCACCCUCGCUUCCGCGGUGCCGUCCUCAUGGUCCAGGAAGAGUUCGCCCUGCGCCUCAUGGCAACACCUGGGACGAAGAACUAUAGUCGUUUGUCCGUCAACACGUCGUUCCAGGCCGAAGUGACGUCCGUGGUGAAGGUACCCCGCAAAAAUUUCGUGCCGCCACCAAAAGUGGAUUCACGCGUCAUUAAGAUCACAUUGCACGAUGAUCAACCGCCUGUGCACGACCUGGCGCGCCUCGAUACCUUUUUACGAAUUGCGUUUCAGCGCAAAAACAAAACUCUUCGCGCGCUGCUCACAUCCAAGUUCGCCGCGCCAUUCCUGCGUAUUGCCAAGGACGUCGCGAGCGGGAAGGAUCCAGCGGACGUGACCAAAGAGAUCGUGCUGGCCACCCUGGCAUCGCUAGACCUUCUCGACGCUCGCGCUGUGAAGCUGACUGGCCACCAGUUUGUCACAGUUUUGGAAGCGCUCGAAAAAGAAGGGCUGACAUUUGUCCCGAGCACGUUUGGCACAUUCGACGACUGAACCUUUGUGUGGCUGAGUCAUUGAGACGGCCGCCGUGAUCGAUGGAAUGAACGGCAUGUAUAUAUCAAUGCUCCUAGCACAAG